ACUUUUCACAUUUUUACUUUAGAAGAAAUUACAGAAUCGAUACCUAGAUCUUGCUUGAGAUUGAAUGGCGCCCAAAUAAAACGCGCUAAAAUAAUAACUGACACUGUCCGCUGUCAGACAUAGACAUAAGAUAAAUGCGCGCAUAUGCGUGAAACGGAACGCACCUAUAGGAGGAGAUAUACAUAUGUGUACGCAUGUGCGGUUUAACGGUAUCUGAUUCAACUUCUUCUUUGUUGCGUACCCCCUCCACAUGCUCUGAUAGCGGGCAGUAGGCAGCGGGCAGAAAUAUUGUAGCCAUCUUAUUUUUUACGACAUUGGUUUAAUGCAUCGCUCGAAUGGAGAUUAAGUUGUUCGUAUUUUUGAGAAAGAGUAUCGUAUACAUUACAAUAGAUUGUGAAAUUUUGGUCGGUGUUUACACAAAUGUAAAAUAAAGUAAACGAGUGAUAAUAUACGGAACAUACAUAUUUUGCUGAAAUAUUAAGCAACAAGUUGAGGAACUAUUGCACACAAAAAAUAGAAAGGAACGUCUAUGUAUUUAUAAAUAAUGGCAAAAGGAAAAAGAGGACCUUAUAAAAGAUAUCUAACAGACGACUCUGAAGAAAUUCCCACAACAACAAAAUAUUCUCGCGUAGUAAGAGCAAAAGAACAGAAAAUAGCGACACAGAUGGAAAUGUACCUUAAUGAAGAAAUUAAUUCGUGUGAACAAAGUGAUAUGACAAUUGAAGAGCAUUCUUUCCAAGAAUCUUUUGAAGAAGUAAACAUGAUUCACAAUACUGAAUGUAACAAUGAAAAUAAAAGUAGUGAAUCUGAAGAAGACAGAGAUGAACAGGAUUAUUUAGCUGAAGAUGGAAAUGAACACUAUUACUUAUCUGAAGAUGAAGAUGAACAUGAUUAUUCUUUUAAAGAUGAAGAUGAAUAUUAUUCUGAUAAUUUUUUUGAAGAUGGAAAUGAUUGUUAUACUUCUAACAAUGAAAAUGACAAUAAUGAAAUUAAUUUUUAUAGCGAUAAUGGAGAGAUUUAUGAAAAUAAUAAUUCUGAUAAUGAAGAAAAUGAAAAUCAAGAAUAUCAAAAACAUUUGCAGAAACACAUUGAAUUUCCCAUAUAUGAAGGAUGUGAUUUAAGUAAAGAGGAAAGCCAAUUAUUACUAAUGAGUUUGGCAGUUAAAAACAAAUUGACUGACACCGGAUUGCAAGCUUUACUUCAAAUUAUUGAUUGCCAUUUGCCAUUUAAAGUGCAUCACUCAAAGUAUCAUUUUCUACAGUUCUUUCCAAAGGUGAUUUCUUGUAAAUAUUAUUUUUGUCCAACGUGUUUUACUAUAUUGACAUUUCAUCAUGAUAUUAUUAUUGAAUGUAAUAAUUGUAAAGAACGUUACGAACAAAUCCAAUUACAAAAAAAUUUUAAUUUUUUUUAUCAUUUUCCAUUAAAACCGCAGUUGAUUGAAUUAUUAAAUUCUAAAUUAUUUACACAAUGUAGAAAAACUUGUCCCAUUGAAAGUGAUAUCGUAGAUGGAACACUUUAUCGUCAUUUAAAAGAACAAAAUGUUAUAUGUGACAACGAUAUUACUAUUCAAUGGAAUACAGAUGGUGUAGAAAUAUUUAAUUCAUCCAUGUACAAUAUAUGGCCCAUUCAAGUAUGUAUAAAUGAAUUACCAUACCGACUUAGAAGAGAAAAUAUUUUGCUUUGUGGAUUAUGGUUUUAUAAGAAAAAACCACCAAUGGAUUUGUUCUUGCGUCCAUUCAUAGAUGAACUUUUGGAAUUACAAACCAACGGGUUUUGGUGUGCCACACUUGAACACAAAGAACCUAUACACAUAAAAGUUUAUGCACUUCUCGCAAGUGUAGAUACAGUAGCUAGACCACUUAUUCAAAACAUAAAACAAUUUAAUGGUAUAUAUGGAUGUUCCUAUUGUCUCCAUAAAGGGGAACAAAUUUCAAUCAGAAGAGGUCAGAUACGUAUAUAUUCUGGUGAUAAAAAAGCAAUGCGAAGGAUGAAGCAGCAUUAUAAAUACGUUGAGAAAGCUAUUAAUGAAGGAAGACCAAUAAAAGGUGUUAAAGGACCUUCAAUAGUAAUGUUUUUAUCUACUUUUCAUAUUAUUCAUUCUUUUCCACCAGAAUAUAUGCAUUCAGUUUUAUUAGGUGUCACAAAAUUAUUUGGAACAUUGUGGUUUGACUCAGCUAAUAGUAAUAAAGAUUGGUAUUUAGGUUUAAGAGUGAGUGAAUUUAAUAAUAAAUUAUUGGCUAUACGGCCUCCAUGUGAAAUUACAAGAACGCCACAAUCCAUAAAAAAUAAAAAAUGGAAGGCAAACGAAUGGAAAUCUUUUUUAUUAUAUUAUUCGCUCAUUUGCUUGAUUGAUAUAAUGCCACGGAAAUAUGUUAAACAUUGGUUACUGUUUGUAUAUAGCAUUUAUAUAUUUUCCAAAACAAAAUUUACAGACAAUGAGUUUGAUAAAGCGGAAAAAGCACUUCAUCAAUUUGUUUUAAAUAUCGAGUUACUUUAUGGAAAAGAAAACAUGAAAUAUAAUGUACAUAUGAUGCUACAUAUGCCAGACUAUGUAAGAAAAUACGGUGCUGUAUGGGCAUGGUCAGCAUUUCCAUUUGAGCAUUUUAAUGGUAUAAUAGCAAAAAUGUUUCAUGGAAGUCAAUACGUGCCAUCACAAAUUUGUAAAAUUUAUUCCAGAAUAAGAUAUAUAAAAAAAAAUUCAGAAAUCUUUAGUAAGCCUAAUUGUAGUAAAGAAGGAAAAAAAUUGUUUAAAAACAUUAUGAAAGAAACUAAAAUUAUAAAAUGUAUAAGAUAUGGAGAUGACUUGAGAAUAUUUGGAAAACCUGCAGAUAUAACUUUAUCAUUGUCUCAAAAAUUGUUGGUUGAGCAGUUAUUACAAGAAACAAUAACAGAAAACGUUAAGUUAUUUUAUAGAUUUUCUUAUAAAAAUACUUUUUAUCAUAGUUACAAAUAUUCUCGUCUUAUUAAAAGAAACAAUAGCACAGUGAUAUUACAUAAUGGAAAAUUAAUGCUAAUUUCAGGUCUAAUUUUAAUUAAUAUACUAGAAACAACACACUAUAUUGUCCUUGGUAAAAAAUUUCAAAUAUUAGACGAAGAACUUUGUAAGCACAAAGGUAUAUCAACGAAAAUGUUUUCAUUUAUAGCACGAGAAACAAAUAAUGAUAUUAUUUGUUUUCCUUCAGACUUUGAUAAAAAGUGUUGUAGUAUAUUUUAUAAAGAAGAUAAAUUAUAUAUUGUGCCUUUGGUAAAUACUGUAGAAAUUGAUUAAUCAAUAUUUUUAUUAUUUUAAUCAUAAGUGUGAAAUUCUUUAUAAG
Molecule: messenger RNA, 3314 nt
Organism: Nylanderia fulva
Lineage: Eukaryota; Metazoa; Arthropoda; Insecta; Hymenoptera; Formicidae
Source: RefSeq, a predicted model, not a curated record